Molecule: messenger RNA, 1986 nt
Organism: Melanotaenia boesemani (Boeseman's rainbowfish)
Lineage: Eukaryota; Metazoa; Chordata; Actinopteri; Atheriniformes; Melanotaeniidae
Product: protein LSM14 homolog B-like
Exons: 7
Coding region: 429-1613 (394 amino acids)
Molecular function (GO): mRNA binding
Source: RefSeq, a predicted model, not a curated record
CCGUUAAUAUAGACAACGUUUUUUUUAUACAUUAAUAUAUACGUAAAAAAUGUAUCCGGGAUGCUCCCUGACUUAGAUUCAUACAGUUUUAACGACCAAUACUUGUUUUUGUCCUAAUGUUGAUAUAUGUAAAAGAGCCCUAUUUUUGUUAUGUAUUUUGAACAUUUGGAAUAAAAAAAAUUAAAAUAAAGUUUUUUUUUUGUCUUCUGCGGUGUACGCUGGAUAGCUAAACAAGCAAACCCUGAUUGAAGCACAGGUGGUCCAUUCAGCUGCACAAAGGUGAGUUAGCGCCUGUCCUAUAAAGCGAACAGGUGCUGAGUAAUUGUGCCCGUGUUGGUUAGCUGAACUUUGUGUGUCGUGGCUUGCAGCUUUGUAAAUUAGCUCCUGUUCUGCUAAUUAUUAAAAACUUUCCCCCCUUUACUGCCAACAUGAGUGCUGGAGGAGGAACCCCUUUUAUCGGAAGUAAAAUAAGUUUGAUAUCAAAGGCACAGAUUCGUUAUGAAGGAAUAUUGUCUUCCGUGGAUACAGAACGGUCCACGGUUGCUUUAGCAAAAGUUAAAUCCCACGGGACGGAGGACCGGCCCACGGAUAGGCCAGUGCCACCCAAAGAUGAAAUUUAUGAAUAUAUUAUUUUCAGAGGAAGUGACAUUAAAGAUAUCACUGUGUCUGAACCGCCGAAGCCACACUAUGGACUACCACGCGACCCUGCCAUUGUUCAGUCAUCAAUGGGCCCGUCUGGUGCUUAUCACCCACGCUGGAGUCCAUACAGAGACAUGAUGCCCACCUUUAACCAGCUUGCUGCUAGUUCUCUACUCAACCAGCAGUACAAUGCAGCGCUAGGCCUAAUACCAGGCCUUCACGGCCCAGCCAGACAAGCCCCUAUGGUGGAACAGGCUGUCCAAACCGUGCCUUUGGCUGCAGCAGCACAGAUGCGUGGAAAGGCUUCCACCCAGCCACAGAGCAGGCAGCCUGUUCGUCCAACCCAGCGUCCUGCUCAAGCUGGUCCUCAGUUUGAGAAAGAGAAUAUACCAACUAGACAGACAUCACAACCAGCUGCUGCAAAGGUUGAAGGUCAAAAGACUGAAAACCAGAAAAAAAGGCAAAGACAAGGAAGUCGCAGGUCCCGGACCAGAAAUAGAGGCCAACUUCUUGCAAAAAACUCCAAGGCAACAACUUUGGCGUUUGAGUCAGACUUUGAUUUUGAGACGGCAAAUGCUCAGUUUAGAGAUGAGCUCACGAAGGAAGUUGUAGGUAUGCUGAAAGGCCGUCAACCGAUGUACUGUCUUUGGAGGCCACUUUUUUUAUUUAUUUAUUUUAACAUUUCUGCAGGUGACAAGCUGGACACCAGGGAGCUGCUGGCCAGCCAGGGAAUAGAAGAGGUGGAAACUCUUGCAGAGAAGUAUUAUGACAAAGCCAAAUGCUUCUUUGACAAUAUCUCGUCAGAUCUUAAGCCCAGGAGAACCACCUGGGCAGAGGAGAAAAAAUUGAACAUGGAAACAUUCGGAGUGCCUGGUCGCUUCCUGAGGAGCAGAGGAUUCAGGGGUCGUGGACGUCGAGGGCAAAGUGCCACUGAGCAGCGAGCCCUCCCAAAAAUUGACAGUGGGAGAGUGUGAAUUUCUUUUUGUUAACACUACUGUAAAUAUUGUAGUUCUACUUAAAACUGUCUCCCUUAUUUUUCCCUGCUUGGAGUUUUUUGUUUUGUUGUUGUUGAUACCGAAUAUGCAUUUGGGGAAAACUGGAGUUUGGAUCCUUUACAUAAAACGGGAGAACUUUUUUUUUUUUUUUUUUUUAAAUCCAGCUGCUGUGCUGAAAGCAUGUGAUGUCUGAACUGUCCAGCAAGUUUUUGUUUUUUUUUAUGGACUUGUACUUGACUAAAGAAACUUAAAUAGUUUUGGAUUGUAUACUGAAGCAUUAAUGGACACUUCCUUUUUUUUGUAAACUCAAACUGGAGGAACCUGACGGUUAUUAAAUGUCAUGUUGACUACA